AUGAAUCGCCGAGGCCAUGGAAACGGCAACGGCAGCGAACGCGAGGGAAGUUCGUUGGGCCUCAUGACGGAGGCGCUCGAGAUGCAACGCCAGAUGUGCGAUGAAGCCAUGAGCCUCGUGAAUGCGGGCGUAGCUAUGCAGAACGCGUCGCCCCCCAACGUGGCCGAGGCCGAGCGCAAACUUACGCGCGCCGUGGAUAUCAUGGAACAGGCGCUGAGCAUCCGCUACCGCUCGGCGGACGAGAAGGACGCGGCCGACCGCCUCAAUAACAAGAUGAUGCGCUACGUCAAGAUGAUCAAGAGCCAACGCGCCAAGAGCGUUGUUGGCGGUGGUCCCAAGGGACGAAACCUCAUCAAGCACAACAUCCUUGAGAUGGAGCGACUUCCCGAGGUGUACACGCCUGUUCUGCAGCUGCUCAACAACUCGAACCAAUUGGGCGACAUUUGCGAGACGCUGAAGCGCACGUUCGGCUUCCAGGAGAGCAGUGUUCUCAACCAAAAAGAACACUUGUUGCUGUUGCUGACGAACUUUAAGGAACAGAGCGGUCAGGACGACGGAAAGAAGAAGAAGAAGAAGAAACAGGACGACACGGAGACGAUUGAUGACUAUCUGCGCCAGCGCGACCCGCAGCUUGAGAUGGAUCUAGCCAAUAAGGGCGUCUCGCGUCUCCACGGACGUAUCUUUGCCAACUACAAGAAGUGGUGCAAGUAUGUCUCUCAGAAACCCAAGUUCUCGAGCGAUCCGCUGGUGGAUAUUGCGCUUUUUUUCCUCAUUUGGGGCGAGGCUGCCAAUUUCCGACAAAUGCCAGAGUGUUUGUGCUUCUUGCUGCACACGAUGCUGCCUAAAAUCAACAGUGGUGGCAACGAAGAGCCCGGCACGUUCCUGGUCAACACGAUCCGCCCCAUGUACGCAGAACUGCGUCGUGACAGCGACAAAAAGACAAGCAAAGGAGCUCGUGCCCCUCACCGUGAAAUUCGUAACUACGACGACUUUAACGAGUUCUUCUGGACCAAGAAGAGUCUAAAAUACGACUACACGACCAUCGGCGAGGCCUUUGCCAACUACGACAAGAAGGGCCGCCCCAAGAUCGUCAAGAAAACCUUCAGCGAGACUCGAAGCUGGACGCGUGCAAUCAUCUCGUUCCGUCGCAUCUUCCUGAUGAACUGCGCGCUGUUUCUUGCAACUUUAGGUUUCUCAAUCGAUAUGGUGCUCUUGUGUCCUGACUCGGCCAUUAUGUACGGCGAGGACGUGCAACCGUCUUCUGAAACAGGUGUGCUGGAGAUCCUGGGCAAAAAAUACGCUGCCACGACCGAUUCUUCUUCCGUGGAGAACACGGACGACUCGCUCUCGGACGAUAUUAACACGGACAGUGGAGCAGGCUCGCAGUGUCUGUACGCCAAGCUGGCGACAUGUCUGGGAGUGGAGUACUUCUCGUCGGCUUCCGACACUUUUGGCACGUUGCCGCAGGAUUUCAAGGAGCUGAUGGAUAUCGUGCCAUUCACGAAAUGUGUGGAGAAGACUGUGGGUCGCUGCAAAUGCUACCACGACCUGAUCGACGACUGCUUUAGUGACUCUGGUGACGCUGAUGAAGUGUCGACUGCAGGCUCAGUGGCUUCUCUCUCGUACGACCAGAGCGUGUGUGCACCAUCGUGGUUGGCGCAGGUGAACAGCAUUCUGGACGACGAAGGCGACGGUCUCCUUAACUGUGGCAAAUGCCAGAUUGACAUCACAAGUCUCUCCAAGAAACCGACCCGCAUUAUGGAUAUGAUUCAAGGUAUGAUCGACUUUGGCCGCGAUGAUAAGGGACCCAUGGCUCUCCUGGGCGGCGCAGCGAUGAUCGGACUGGUGUGUGUGUGCGAGCUGCAGAACCGCUUCUUCUCCGGUAUUGGCAUGGGCUUUGUGGGUCGUUCAAUGCCUGUUCCGAUGAAAACGUACUGUCGCUACACGUGCUUCUGGAUCGUCCUCUAUCUCGUCAAGCUAACGUUCGAUUACCAAUUUGUUGUCAAGACACUGGUGGAGACGACACUGUUUGUGUACUCAGCCAAGUCGACGGACUACCUCAAGUACUCGCACUUUAUGCUCCAGACCACGUACCACAAUAUUGUGUACAUUUUGUUCCUUUGGGUUCCAGCGUGGAUGGUUUUCUUGUACGACGCACAGAUCUUCUACUCAGUGUUGUCUGUCAUCUACGGCUCUUUUGCUGGAUUUAACCUGCGUAUCGGCGAGCUGCGCUCGUUCCGUAUUCUUCGUUUGACGUUCAAGUCGAUCCCUGGAGUGUUCAACCACAAACUUGUGCCGAACAUUGUGGAGGAGAAAGCCAAGAAGAAAAAGAAGAAAAACAAAAAGAACAAGAACGACAAGGACGAGAUGGCCAUGCCGUUGCGUCGGUUCGAGCGUAUUUCGAUGUCUCAGGGCGCCAAGCCGUUGACGGUGAAGACCCAGAAGUACUCGAGUCUGCUAGAACAGCGUGAUGAUGACGACGUGUACAGCGAGAUGAAGACGCCGAACGGAACCGACGAAGACAUGUCGUCGCAGUCGAGCCGCUCUUCGAACAUCGGCUCCAUCACGGUGCUCUGCGCUGUACGAGAAGCUGAAACGGACAAGAAGAAGAAGGAUAAGGUGCUUCAGAAAAUCGAGACGACCAUGCGUGAGCGUUUGACCAAGGACGAUCUGCGUGUGGAGUCGAUUCUCGGCUCCUACAAGUUCUCGUCGCAGGUUCUGCGCAUCUUGCUAGGUGAGGAACACAAGGAGCUGGACGACUGCUACAACUUCAUCGAGGAGAUGGCGUCGCACCAGCAGAUCCUCAAGGGCUUGAAGCUCGACAACUUGUAUCUGUGCCGCGCGGCGGCAGCUGAACUCAUGAAGUCCAUCCUUGAGGUGCCCAAGAAGUCGACUGAGACGAGCAUCAAGUUCCAGCGCGCGCUGUACAAGGUCAUUGACUCGGUCGAGUCGGUGAUUAACUGUCUCAAGAUGGUGCUGACCAAGCAGGAGAACUUGGUGCAGAUGCUGAAUGACACGCCGCUGAAGCCCAACUCGUUCUUCUUCCCGGGUGACUCGCAGCACUACGCCAGUCUCCAGCUCCAGAAGAUUGUGAACGACGAAGCUGCUCUGGACAUCGUGUCGCGUGCUUACCAGCUUCUGACUGUGGAUAACUUUGAUGCUGAACCGCGUUCGGAAGAGGGACGUCGUCGCUUGCGUUUCUUUGCCAACUCGCUGUUCAUGGACAUGCCGGAAGCGAAGCCUAUUCGCAAGAUUCGGUCGCUCACGGUGUCAACCCCGUACUACAACGAAAUUGUCAUGUACUCGAUCAAGGAUUUGACGGCGCAGAAUGACGACUGCAUUAAGCUGCUGUACUACCUGCAAACCAUCUAUCCGUUCGAGUGGGAGAACUUGCUUGAGCGUAUACAGGCCAAGGACAUGAAUGAAGCACUGAAGAAGAACCCGGAGGAGGUGCAGCUGUGGGCUAGCUACCGUGGUCAGACACUUGCCCGUACCGUGCGUGGUAUGAUGUACAACGCGGAGGCUAUUCGCUUCCUGCAUUGGCUGGAGAUUGGCGAGAAUGAGCCGAUGCACCAAUUGACUUGCUCGUGUAACAAAUGCUGCAAGCUAAACGAGAUGGUGGCUCUCAAGUUCAACUACGUGUGCACGUGUCAGAUCUACGGUAAGCAGAAGGACGAACAGAAGCAGCAAGCACAGGAUAUUGACUUCCUGUUGCGUAAGCAUCUGAACCUCCGUGUUGCUUACGUGGAUGGCCCGAAGAAGGUAAAGGAUGGUCCGCCCAAGUUCUUUUCGGUCUUGAUUCGCUCUCAAGACGAGAAGAUUGUCGAGAUCUACCGUGUGGAGCUGCCGGGUAACCCGAUUGUGGGCGAAGGUAAGCCCGAGAACCAGAAUCACGCCAUCAUCUUCUCGCGUGGUGAACUGCUCCAGUGUAUCGAUAUGAACCAGGAUGGAUACCUUGAAGAAGCUUUGAAGAUGCCCAACCUCCUGUCGACCAUGGACCGUGGCACUGAGAAGCGCCCGCUGACGAUUAUUGGCUUCCGAGAGCAUGUGUUCACGGGCGGUGUGUCCAACCUGGCCAGUUUCAUGUCGAUCCAGGAACUGUCGUUCGUUUCGCUUGGUCAGCGUAUGCUCGCUUUGUUCCACGUUCGUCAGCACUACGGUCACCCCGAUAUCUUCGAUAAGCUGUUUGCCAUGAGUUGUGGUGGUACUGCCAAGGCUUCCAAGGGUGUGAAUCUUUCGGAAGAUAUUUUCGCUGGUUUCAACAGUACCCUUCGUGGUGGUCGCGUCUCGCACGAGGAGUUCAUUCAAGUGGGCAAGGGCCGUGAUGUCGGUAUGCAGCAGCUGGCUCUGUUCGAAGCCAAACUGUCUUCGGGCGCUGGUGAAGCUGUAAUUUCUCGUGAUGCGAUGCGAAUGGCUUCUCGUUUGGACUUCUUCCGUCUGCACUCGUGGUUCUACGGUAACUUGGGAUGGUACUUCACGCAGACGAUGACUGUUGUGGGUGUGUACUUCUUCAUCUACGGCAAGGUGUACAUGGCUCUGAGUGGCAUGGACAGCUACUUCCUCGAGAAGGGUGGUCUGGGUAUUGCUGGCACGUUGAACACAUCGUGGGCGUUCCAGUUUGGUUUCUUGCUGGUUGUUCCUGUUAUCGCCGUCGUGGGUGUGGAGCAGGGAUUCCGUCAUGGUUUCACUUACCUGCUUUGGAACGUCAUGACGUUGGGUCCAAUCUUCUUCACGUUCCAGAUGGGCACGCGUAUGCACUACUUCGACCGCACGUUGAUCCACGGUGGUGCCAAGUACCGCGCUACGGGUCGUGGCUUCACGAUCAAGCACGAGAAGUUUGCCGAGCUCUUUCGCUUCUACGCGUUCAGCCACUUCUACCGUGGUGUUGAGCUGCUCUUCCUGCUGCUGUUGUUCCGUGCGUACGGCACUUUCUCGUGGUGUAACUGCUCAUGGCGACUGGAUGCCGAUUUCUACAACAACGUUGAACCCACAGACCUCGAGUGGCGAACACGUUGUUACGAUGACCACUACCAGUCGUGUGUGUUGCCGACGAACCAGAACUACGGUAUCAUGUCGUACUCGCUGUGGAUUAUUGCGGCGACGUGGAUGUGGGCUCCGUUCUUCUUCAACCCGAGCGGUCUGGACUGGGACAAGAUCAUCGAGGACUACAACGACUGGCAGAACUGGCUCAAGACGACUAAUGACUCGGCUGACAGUUGGUUUGGCUGGUGGUCCAAUGAGCAGGAAUACCUGGAGCACACGACUCGCGGUGCUCGCUUCAUUGCUGCUGUUCGCAAGAUUCGUUUCCUGCUGGUUGCUGUCGGUAUGUACUUGAACAUGAUGUACAACGCGUACUUCGAGCGACCGAACAGGAUCAUCUCGUCGGACGACGAUAUGCUGACGUACGCUCUGUCCGGUCUGGUUAUCGUGUUCUUCCUGCUGCUGAUCUGCUGCGGUUACAUCGCAAGUCGCGUGACCAAGAAGAUGUCGAUGAAGCAGCGCAAGUUGCGGAAGAUGAAGUUCUUGCUGUCGUGCUGUUGCUUCCUCAUCUCGUUGCUGAGUCUCACGGUGCUGUCGGUCGGCAAUCUGUUCGCCAUCUUCAUUCUUUUGAUGAUGGCAGUCUACUGGUUCAUGCAGAUGUGCAUCUUGCGUCUGCAGUACCACCACAUCGUGGUUCGUGCUCUGGCUCGUGCCUAUGACCGCGCCGUUGGUUGGAUUGUGUUCGGGCCGAUUAUGAUUGUAUCGAUGUUCCUGCCCUUCAUCUCCUCGUUCCAGCAGCGUGUCAUGUUCAACAACGCCUUCACCUCGGGUCUUGAGGUAUCGAAGCUCUUCGCACACGACGUGGCGCCGGCGCAGGUCGUCAAGGUCAAGCGCGUGUCGAAGAAGAAGAAAAACCGCGAUGAUUAA
Molecule: messenger RNA, 5907 nt
Organism: Phytophthora infestans T30-4
Lineage: Eukaryota; Oomycota; Peronosporomycetes; Peronosporales; Peronosporaceae
Product: callose synthase, putative
Exons: 2
Coding region: 1-5907 (1968 amino acids)
Biological process (GO): (1->3)-beta-D-glucan biosynthetic process
Cellular component (GO): plasma membrane; 1,3-beta-D-glucan synthase complex
Molecular function (GO): 1,3-beta-D-glucan synthase activity
Source: RefSeq, a predicted model, not a curated record